GCCUGUCCCAUGGGAAGUGGGACCAGCCGGCUCUAUGGCGCGCUCGCCAAGACCCUGCACAGCAGCGCGGCCGCCCAGCACCCCGAGUACCUGGUGGCCCCGGACCCGGAGCACCUGGAGCCCCUGGACCCUAAAGAGCUGCUGGAGGAGUGCAGGGCGGUCCUGCAGAGCCGGCCUCCCCGGUUCCAGCGGGAUUUUGUGGAUCUGAGGACAGACUGCCCCAGUAGCCACCCGCCCAUCAGGGUCAUGCAGUGGAACAUCCUCGCCCAAGCUCUCGGGGAAGGCAAAGACAACUUUGUGCAGUGCCCCGUGGAGGCGCUCAAGUGGGAAGAGAGGAAGUGUCUCAUCCUCGAGGAGAUCCUGGCCUACCGGCCCGACAUCCUGUGCCUCCAGGAGGUGGACCACUAUUUCGACACCUUCCAGCCGCUCCUCAGCCGACUGGGCUUCCACGGCACCUUCUUCCCCAAGCCCUGGUCCCCCUGCCUGGACGUGGAGCACAACAACGGCCCCGACGGCUGCGCCUUGUUCUUCCUCCAGAACCGGUUCCGGCUGCUGGACAGCGCCAACAUCCGGCUGACGGCCAUGACGCUCAAGACCAACCAGGUGGCCAUCGCGCAGACGCUCGAGUGCCGGGCGUCGGGCCGGCGCUUCUGCGUGGCCGUGACCCACCUGAAGGCGCGGACCGGCUGGGAGCGCUUCCGCUCGGCCCAGGGCGGCGACCUGCUGGAGAACCUGCAGGCGCUGACGCGGGGCGCGCAGACGCCGCUCAUCGUGUGCGGGGACUUCAACGCCGAGCCCAGCGAGGAGGUCUACCAGCGCUUCGCGGCCUCCAGCCUCGGCCUGAGCAGCGCCUACAAGCUGCUGAGCGCCGACGGGCAGUCGGAGCCGCCCUACACCACCUGGAAGAUCCGGCCGUCGGGCGAGAGCCGCCACACGCUCGACUACAUCUGGUACUCGCGCCGCGCGCUCUGCGUCCGGGCCGCGCUGGCGCUGCUCACCGAGGAGCAGAUCGGGCCGGGCCGCCUGCCGUCCUUCCACUACCCCUCGGACCACCUGUCCCUGGUGUGCGACUUCAGCUUCCACGAGGAGCCCGCCGCGCCCCCCUGA
Messenger RNA from Talpa occidentalis (Iberian mole), 1107 nucleotides. It is a transcript of the gene NOCT, whose product is annotated as nocturnin. NCBI's taxonomy places the organism in Eukaryota, Metazoa, Chordata, Mammalia, Eulipotyphla, Talpidae. The coding region runs from base 10 to 1107 and encodes 365 amino acids. Gene Ontology annotation, molecular function: poly(A)-specific ribonuclease activity. The record is from RefSeq and is a predicted model, not a curated record. The transcript is spliced from 2 exons. Gene Ontology annotation, biological process: circadian rhythm.